Molecule: messenger RNA, 663 nt
Organism: Emiliania huxleyi CCMP1516
Lineage: Eukaryota; Haptophyta; Isochrysidales; Noelaerhabdaceae
Exons: 2
Coding region: 221-385 (54 amino acids)
Source: RefSeq, a predicted model, not a curated record
UUAGGUGCGCAGUUUUUGAGCUUUAUUGUCUUCCCUGCCCCCUGCAAGCUGAGCUGCACAGGCUAAAUAAAAUAGCUGCGCGUCGGCGGGGGUCGAGACGCCCCGUCGCAUUGGCCCAUCGCGAGAGCUCAGUUAGGCCCGGAGGCGUGACGAUGUGUCCAGGGCAGCCAUUAUCCGCGCUCGCUGCGGUGCCAAACGGCGCGCUAGCUCUGGGGACGACAUGGCUCCCACCAUGGCGCUGGCAGCAGGGUUGUCCUUGCACAGCUCCUCCGCCAAACGCCGCACGCUGCCUGAAUCGAGGGCCGAGCGCAAGCCUUCAGCGCUGGGCGCGCUCUCGUCGCGGGGGGAGGAGGCGCCGGAGGACGCGGAAGUGCAGGAGGAGUAGAUUGAGCCCAAGGUGCUCAUCAGAGACUGCGAGAGCAAGCGGUCGGCGUCGUCGGACAUGGGUCGAUGGCGCAGCGCUGGCCGCGGCGACAGCUCCGUCAAGCUGACCCCCGAUCCCGGCUCUGCCCCGCCGCCUAGCAAGGCAGCGAGCGUCGCCACGUCCACGCCGCGCGAACCUCCCGCCGAAGAGGAGGGCCCGGCGUCCCCGCUUCGGCCCGCGGCGCCCAUUUGAGAGCCGAGAGUCGCCUGGAGGGAGGAGUUCAGCGAGAUGGACGCGUC